AUGACACCAAACGCCACCCUUCCAUUCGCCCUCGUCACCUCAGCCACCCAACAUGACAAAGCCAAGGUGGUAGACAUUGAUGCCAUCAUGAACAACUUACAUAUUGUACUUUACAUGCUGACCAUUGUCCUGGGCACCACGGGCAACUCUGUAGUCAUCUGGGUGGCAGGCUUCAAGCUCAAGCCCACCGUCGCCAAUGUGUGGCUGGUCAACCUGGCCGUGGCCGACCUCAUCUUCUGCCUGAGCCGUGUGCUCUCGCUGACCAAGAAGCUCCUCUUCGACUACUGGCCAUUCGGCAUCUUCUUGUGCAAGUUCAACGGCUUCUUCAGGUACGCCAACAUGUUCUGCAGUGUGUUCCUGCUCGCCGUCAUCAGCAUGGACCGGGCACUGUGCGUCUGGCACCCUGUCUUUACCAAACGGCGUAGGACGAUCUGCGCCGCCCGCCUGGUGAGCACCGGCGUGUGGGCGGUGGCGGCCAUUUUGAGCACCCCCUACUUCGCCUACCGCCAGGUUUACCUGGAUAAGAACAACCUGAGCAAGUGUUCACUGGAGGGAAAGGAGCCAACGAAGGACGAUAACAGCGCUAAGCUAGCGCUCUACUCCAUCCGCUUCCUAUGCGGUUUCCUGCUUCCUUUCCUCAUCAUCCUCUGCUGCUACAUCCUGGCAGGGCUAGGCAUCCGACGCACCCGCCUGUUGGGCAAGUCACGUCCCCUCCGUAUCCUGGCAUCGCUGGUCUGUGCCUUCUUCCUGUGCUGGGCGCCCUACCACUGCCUCCUACUGGCCAAGAUGGUGAACAGCAAGAGUACGAUGGUGAAGGUUGGGCUGACAGUGGCCACAGGCUUUACCAACUUCAACAGUUGCAUGAACCCGCUGCUUUACUUCUGUAUGGGGUUGGACAUGAGAGGGUCGAGGUUCAGGCAGAGCUUAGCGGGAGUGUACCGGAGAGCACUAGCCGAUGACAGGGAUGGUCGCUCCACGCAGUCCAACGAGAGCACAGUGGAUAAGAGUUCUGGCUCUGCGCCACGACCUGCAAUGGUGGCCGGUCAGUCUCGAGUGAAUGUGGCCAACGUCUGA
This is a messenger RNA of Coregonus clupeaformis (lake whitefish), 1074 nucleotides long. RefSeq names its product C3a anaphylatoxin chemotactic receptor-like. Gene Ontology annotation, molecular function: complement receptor activity; G protein-coupled receptor activity. Gene Ontology annotation, cellular component: plasma membrane. The record is from RefSeq and is a predicted model, not a curated record. The transcript has a single exon. Gene Ontology annotation, biological process: inflammatory response; phospholipase C-activating G protein-coupled receptor signaling pathway; complement receptor mediated signaling pathway. The coding region runs from base 1 to 1074 and encodes 357 amino acids. NCBI's taxonomy places the organism in Eukaryota, Metazoa, Chordata, Actinopteri, Salmoniformes, Salmonidae.